Messenger RNA from Anolis sagrei ordinatus, 2202 nucleotides. It is a transcript of the gene DCAF12, whose product is annotated as DDB1 and CUL4 associated factor 12. Gene Ontology annotation, molecular function: protein binding. Gene Ontology annotation, cellular component: Cul4-RING E3 ubiquitin ligase complex. The record is from RefSeq and is a predicted model, not a curated record. Lineage: Eukaryota; Metazoa; Chordata; Lepidosauria; Squamata; Anolidae.
GUGCGGGCGCCGUAGAAGCGGCCCGACGGUGUGGCAAAAUGUCGUGAAAGGGGCCUGUUGUGAGGAAGACAGUCGGCGAGGAGGAGAAGGAGAAGGACGGGCAAGGAGGAAGGAAGAGAAGGGAAGGGAAGGCAGGCAGGCAGGCCCAUGCUCGGAGGGAGUCUCGGGGCGGCGAGGGCCCUUCCCGGCUGCCGCCCUCCCCCUAUGCGGCGCCCCCUCCGCCGCCAUGGCCCGCAAGACAGCUAGCAGGAAGCGCAGGGCCACCGCCACCGCCGCCGAAGGGGGCCGCCACCACGACCACGACCAGGCCGGGAGGCAGUAUGGCUGGGAUCACUCGGUCCACAAAAGGAAGCGGCUCCCGCCCGUCAAACGGUCGCUGGUGUGCUACCUGAAAGGGAGAGAGGUGCGGCUGCAGAACGAGUCCAGCUACCACCGGCUGUUGCACGGAUAUGCUGCCCAGCAGCUGCCCAGUCUCCUGAAGGAAAGAGAAUUUCACCUCGGGACCCUCAAUAAAGUGUUUGCCUCUCAGUGGCUGAAUCACCGGCAAGUGGUGUGUGGGACAAAAUGCAACACGUUGUUCGUGGUCGAUGUCCAGACUGGUCAAAUUACCAAGAUCCCCAUUCUGAAGGACCGGGAGCCUGAUAUAGUCAACCAGCAGGGCUGUGGGAUUCAUGCCAUUGAACUGAACCCUUCAAGGACCCUCUUGGCUACCGGAGGUGACAACCCCAACAGCCUUGCGAUUUAUCGUCUGCCGACGCUGGAUCCAGUCUGUGUGGGAGAUGAUGGCCAUAAAGACUGGAUAUUUUCAAUUUCAUGGAUCAGUGACACCAUGGCUGUUUCUGGGUCCCGAGAUGGUUCAAUGGGUCUCUGGGAAGUGACGGACGAAGUGCUGUCCAAGAGCGAUGCGAGGCGCAACUUGUCUCGAGUUCCUGUCUAUGCUCACAUAACACACAGGGCUCUGAAGGACAUCCCCAAGGAAAACACCAACCCAGACAACUGCAAGGUUCGAGCUCUUGCUUUUAACAACAAGAACAAGGAGCUGGGAGCUGUCUCCUUGGAUGGGUAUUUCCACCUCUGGAAAGCUGAAUACACGCUGUCAAAGCUGCUGUCCACAAAGUUACCAUAUUGUCGUGAGAACGUUUGUCUGGCCUAUGGUCAGGAGUGGUCGGUAUAUGCAGUCGGAUCUCAGGCCCACGUCUCUUUCCUGGACCCGAGGCAGCCUUCGCACAACGUGAAGUCCGUCUGUUCCAGGGAGCGAGGCAGUGGUAUUCGCUCCGUGAGCUUCUAUGAACACAUUAUUACGGUGGGGACAGGGCAGGGUUCCUUGUUGUUCUAUGACAUCCGAGCCCAGAGGUUCCUGGACGAGAAGCCACCCCACAGUUGCUGCACGUCGAAAUUAGGAGGAAGCGAAAUUCUCAAGUUGUCUACGGGCAAAGGUUGGCUGAAUCAUGACGAAACCUGGCGGAAUUACUUUUCAGACAUCAGCUUCUUUCCAAAUGCCGUUUACACCCACUGCUACGACUCGUCUGGCACGAAACUCUUUGUGGCAGGAGGCCCCCUUCCAUCUGGACUCCACGGGAAUUACGCCGGCCUCUGGAGCUAAUAACUCUCUUCCGAGAUGAGGCUCGCCCGCUCUCUUGUGCGGCUUCCCACCCACCCACCCUUUCGCCCACAUUUCCAUUCCUUUUCAAACUAACAAACAAACAAGAGAAAUUGUGUGACUACAUUGUUCUCUUCUGCUUUUGGUGCAAGGGGGGUGACUUUGUUUUUUUGGGGGAGCGGGAAACGGAUUCUUCUCCUGGUUUCCUGGCAGGUUUAUUUUGUACAUUUUGAACUUUGGGGGGGGGGGGGUUUGUUUAAUCUUCUUUGAUCUUUAUACAGUGGAUUUUUAAACACACACCCCCGUUCCCCCUUUUUAUUAUUGCCUUUCCUCAGACCGGCGGAGUCUUUGCCCUGAGCUCAGGCCGACCCACCAUACAUGCCCCUCCACUCCUUCCUUCGCCGCCAGGCAGGAAACCUUCCAUUAGAUCGGCUGCUGCCGAGCUUUCUGUGAAAGCCCAGGGGCUGUGUGCACAUGUGUGGGAGUGUGUGUGUAUGCGCGUGUGUGCGUGUGUGUGCAGGUACUUUGUUAGUCACAUUACCUGGAAUAAAAAGCUACUUGUAAUUAAAAGGAGAAAAAAUUAAAAAGUAUUUAUAUAAUGA